Molecule: messenger RNA, 1562 nt
Organism: Histoplasma capsulatum G186AR
Lineage: Eukaryota; Fungi; Ascomycota; Eurotiomycetes; Onygenales; Ajellomycetaceae
Product: ribosome assembly protein RRB1
Exons: 3
Coding region: 75-1562 (495 amino acids)
Molecular function (GO): protein binding
Source: RefSeq, a predicted model, not a curated record
CACGCCAACACUUCGCAUCAAGAACGGCAUUUUACCAAACAUAUAUUUAAUUUCAAUUCGUAAACGUACUCACAAUGUCGAAACGAGGCGUGGAUGUGAUAGAGGAUCCGUCCGCACCCUUGAAAGCUGGCGAACGUCCCGUUGCUGAUGCCCCGCCUGAUGAAGUGGGGGAAUUCGAAGACGAGUUUGAGGAUGAGUUCGAGAGCGAAGAUGAGAUCCUCGAGGCUGGGGUUGACGGGCGUCCAGAUGCAGAAAGGGAGGCAGAGGAGCAAAGGGAUGCCAUGGAUGUCGAUAAGCAGACUUUUAUACCAGGUCGAACAAAACUAGCACCCGGGGAGACAUUAUCUCCAGACCCUUCUACUUAUGAAAUGCUCCACACACUCAGCACACCGUGGCCGUGCCUGUCAUUCGAUAUAGUAAAAGAUGGACUGGGCGACAAGCGGAAAACAUAUCCGGCCACGGUAUAUGCUGUAGCUGGAACGCAAGCGGAUAGAUCUCGUUUGAAGGACAACGAAUUGAUGGUUCUCAAAUUGAGUGGGCUUAGCAAGAUGGAGCGGGAUAACGACUCGGGGAGCGAUGACGAGUCCGACGACGAAUCUUCAGAGCCCAUCCUCGAAUCAAAAUCUAUUCCCCUGAACUGUACAACAAACAGAAUCCGCACUCAUCAGACACCGUCUUCCUCCGGAGACUACACCAAACUACCUCAGACCAUCACUGCAUCCAUGCUUGAAAAUUCUCAGGUUGUGAUCCACGACGUCACCCCCUUUCUUUCCACAUUUGAUAACCCUGGCUCAAUCCUCCCUCCUUCUGCCUCGAAACCUCUGUCUACUCUGCGAAUGCACAAAUCGGAGGGAUAUGCCGUAGACUGGUCACCUCUGCACCCCUUGGGCAAACUCCUGACUGGCGAUAACGACGGGUUAAUAUACUCCACUACUCGUACUGAGGGAGGCGGCUGGGUGACAGACACACGUCCAUUCGUCGGGCAUACUUCCUCUGUCGAAGAACUGCAAUGGUCUCCAAACGAACGCAAUGUUUUCGCAUCCGCAAGCAGCGACGGAACCGUCAAGGUAUGGGACGUGCGAUCCAAGUCGCGAAAAGCAGCAGUAGAUGUCAAGAUAUCCAAUACGGACGUGAAUGUGAUGAGCUGGUCACGGCAGACGUUCCAUCUCCUGGCCACGGGAGCAGACGACGGCCAGUGGGGGGUGUGGGACCUGCGACACUGGAAACCUAAUACAUCCGGCGGUGCUUCGCUGCUUAAACCGAAGCCUGUUGCCUCUUUUGACUUCCACAAAGAGCCAGUCACAAGCAUAGAAUGGCAUCCGACAGAUGACAGUGUUAUUGCUGUUGCGUGUGCGGAUAAUACGCUGACACUGUGGGAUCUAGCUGUGGAGCUCGACGAUGAAGAGAGCCGCGAUGCUGGGUUUGCUGAUGUGCCGCCUCAGCUUCUCUUUGUACAUUAUAUGGAGUCAGUGAAGGAGCUGCAUUGGCAGGCGCAAAUGCCCGGGACUAUUAUGGCCACUGGAAGUGGUGGAUUUGGAGUGUUUAAAACCAUCAGUGUUUAA